AUGUCUGACAUUGAAUAUAGUCUUCACGUAAUUAUCGAACGUUUAACUAUAUUACAAACGUAUCUUCGACAGCAGACAAUAAAAGAUAUCUUACAUCAGAAUAGCAGCGUAAAUUAUGAUUUAUCUAAAUACGAACAUGAAUGUCCUCAUCAUCAAUACGUGACGCGAAUUAUAGAGCGCAAACCGUUGAUAAUUUAUAUAGAAAAUUUCCUUACUCGUAAUGAAAUCCAGCAUUUAGUUCAAUUAGCUGAACCAUUGUUUAACCCUUCGAAGAUCUUCAAUGCAGACGGAGUUCGUAUUUACGAUGACUAUCGAACAUCGACUUCAGCCAAUCUUCGCCGCCAGCAUACGCCUGUUGUCAAGUGUCUCGAACACAGAUUCGCAGAAUUUCAAGGAAACGUCGACAUACGACGUGUUGAACGUUUUCAAGUUGUGAAAUACAUUCCCGGACAGCAGUUUCAACCGCAUUACGAUUGGUUUUGGCAACCGGAGCCGAUGAAAAAUGGCGGCCAACGAUUGACAACAUUUGUGACUUAUCUUCAAGCAAAUUGUUCUCAAGGGGAAACCGAAUUCCUUGAAGUUCGAUUUAACGAAACGUUGCAUAAACAUUUGUGUGACAUUUUAUAUUGCGACGAGAAAUCUGCCAGCUCGGGCCUUCGCUUUCGUCCAAUACCGGGAAAUACGGUCUUCUGGUCGAAUGUUGAUAAGAAAGGACUUCCUGAUCAUAAAACAUACCAUGCUGGACGUCCACCAGGGGAAAAUGGCUAUAAAAUCGGUUUGAAUGUUUGGACACGAGCACAGCCUCAUACCGUAUUAUCGGAGUCUUGA
Adineta ricciae is the source of this 828-nucleotide messenger RNA. Lineage: Eukaryota; Metazoa; Rotifera; Eurotatoria; Adinetida; Adinetidae. The record is from the annotation of a GenBank genome assembly.